GCAAUAAACCAUGCAUAACAGGAUGAAUGGUGACAAAAGUGAGUACAAUGUCUUAAAGUCACAAUUUCACAAGACUGUUCGAAUUAUGAGAGCAAAAAUAAUUCGUCAAAAAAAGAUGAAGCAGAUGCAACCUGCAAGGUUGUCCUUAUUGAGUCAAAUAAAAGCAGUUGUUAAUCAUGGAGAUGCUGAAUUUAGUGAUCCAAAUGCACUAAUGCAAAAAAAAGCCAGACUUUUGAGGAUGUUAGCUUUACGCGAAAAAAGGAUGGAUUGGCAUCCUCCUACAGACAGCAUUGGAUGCAGUCAGCAAGAUAACCAUCCAGUGUUCAUUGACAAAAUCAAUUCAAACACGGGAGGAGAAGUAGAAGUUGAAGGAGAAGGGGCCAUUACACCCUGUGAGGACUCUGAGGAGUUAGUAAAUCAUACCUCUCCUGAAAUGAAGAAAGGAAUCUACGUAGGAGUUGAAGAGGAUACUGCAACUCAAGACAAAUCUGAAAAUGACUCUGAAGAUGAGAAUGUUGCUACAAUAUGGAAGGAGAUGGAGUUUGCAAUGGAAUCUUGUAAGGAAUUUCCUGAGAAUCAGUUUUCCGAUGAAGAAAAAAAGGAAGAUGAAGAUGACUGCGACCAUUCUUAUAUCUUAAAGGAUGAUAUUGGCUAUGUUUGCCGAGUUUGUGGACUUGUGCAAAAGGGAAUACAAGAUAUGUUUGAGUUUCUUUAUCCGAAGAGAAUAAGGACGAAGUCUAGUUACCAUAAUGAAUCCCAUAAAACUGAAGAUAACAAGCCAGUUGACAGUCUUCCUGACUGGUGUAACCUACUAAGCAUGGAUCAAAGUGUACUUGAAGUUAUAGCUCAUGCAGAGCACAUUAAACAGAUGAAACCUCAUCAAAUUGAGGGCUUUAAUUUCCUGCUUAGAAAUUUGGUGACUGAGAAUCCACAUGGUUGCAUUUUGGCCCAUGCCCCUGGCUCCGGAAAAACAUUUAUGAUCAUAUGUUUCAUGCAAAGCUAUCUCGCUAAGUACCCUUCUGCUAGACCAUUAGUAAUCCUCCCAAAAGGAAUUUUAGGCACAUGGAAAAAAGAAUUUCAGAGGUGGCAACUUGAUGAUAUUCCCUUGUAUGAUUUCUACUCGGUGAAGGCAGCCAGUCGUUCACAGCAGCUGAAUGUCUUGAAGCAAUGGGCUGAGCAGAAGAGCAUUCUUUUUUUAGGGUACAAGCAAUUCUCUUCCAUUGUGACCAGUGAUGUUACUAGCAAUGAAAAGGCCGCCUGUAAAGAAAUUUUGGUGAGAGCUCCAACAGUUAUGAUAUUGGACGAGGGCCACACACCAAGGAAUAAAAACACUGACACGCUGCACUCACUAACUCUAGUUCAGACACCUCGGAAAGUUGUGCUAUCUGGAACCCUCUAUCAGAAUCAUGUUGUAGAAGUCUUCAACAUUCUGAACCUUGUUCAACCUAAAUUUCUGAAGUUAGAGCAAAAUCGUGUAAUAGUAAGGCGUAUUAUGAGCAAAGUUAAGAUUUCUGGGGUCAGAAAACAGUUGGCUGGAGCAGGGGAUGCUGCUUUUUAUGAAUUAGUGGAAAAUACACUGACUGAUGAUGAUAAUGAACAAAGAAAACUUGGGAUCAUAAAAGAUUUGCGUGAGAUGACAAGCCAAGUUCUUCACUAUUAUAAAGGUGACUCUUUUGAUGAGUUACCAGGACUCAAUGACUUUACGGUCUUGCUCAAUCUUAGCCCGAAGCAAAAGGUUGAAGUUGAUGAGAUGAAGAAAUUGAAGGAAAGAAAGUUCAGAAGUAGUUCUUUGGGAAGUGCAGUAUAUUUGCAUCCCCAGCUGAAGCAGUUCUCAGGGAGCAGUAACGAAAGCAAUCAAGAAAAUCGGACUAUGAGUGAUGAGAAUUUGGAUCAAAUGAUCAAGAAAAUGAAUCUUAUUGAUGGGGUGAAAGCCAUGUUCUUCCUCAAUAUGCUACGUUUAUGUGAAAUUGCACAAGAAAAGUUGCUAGUUUUCAGUCAGUAUCUCUUGCCUUUGAAGUUUUUAGAGCGGUUAGCAGUGCAUCACAAAGGUUGGGCUAUCAACAAGGAAAUAUUCAUGAUAACAGGUGAAACAACACCAGAACACCGUGAAUGGUCCAUGGAACAGUUUAAUAGCUCACCUAAUGCUAGAGUAUUUUUGGGAUCGAUUAAAGCGUGUGGGGAAGGAAUAUCACUUGUUGGAGCAUCACGUAUUUUGAUACUUGAUGUUCAUCCAAACCCUUCUGUCUCUUGGCAAGCAGUAUGCCGGGCAUUUAGGCCAGGGCAACUGAAAAAAGUGUUUACUUAUAGACUGGUUGCAGCUGAUUCUCCUGAAGAGGAUGACCACAGAACUUGUUUUAAGAAAGAAAUAAUAGCAAAAAUGUGGUUCGAGUGGGAUGAAUUUUCUAAGAAGAAGGAUUUAGAAUUGAAAUCCAUUGAUUUAGAAGACUGUUGUGAUAUUUUCUUGCAGAAUCCUCUGCUUAGGAAAGAUGUAAAAGCUUUGUACAAAAGGUAGUCUGAACUCUGAAGUAAUGAACCUGCUUUGCUUAAGAACCUGUAAGGUACGCUUGAAAGUAUGUGCUCCUAGAUGAUGUUUCAACUGUCCAAAGUGGAAGAACGAAUCUUUGUUGUACGUCUUAUCUUUUGAAGUUCUGCAUCACCUGUGAGCACUACUCCCAGAGGCGUCCUAACCAUAUCUUGUGUGCAACUAAAUGUUGAACUUUAAGUGCAAAACUUAGUUUUGUAGAUCAUGCCCAAUUUAUUGUCUAAUUUGUGGACAUUUAUGAUGAUACCUAUUCAACAGCCCAUUUUUCAAGGGUUGAAAUUUAGGAAUGUAAAGAAAAUAAGAAUAUUAAGAAGAAUGUGAUAUUUUCCUGAUUUUU
Chenopodium quinoa (quinoa) is the source of this 2879-nucleotide messenger RNA. RefSeq names its product protein CHROMATIN REMODELING 35-like. The record is from RefSeq and is a predicted model, not a curated record. The coding region runs from base 11 to 2512 and encodes 833 amino acids. The transcript has 6 exons. Gene Ontology annotation, biological process: gene silencing by siRNA-directed DNA methylation. Gene Ontology annotation, molecular function: ATP binding; ATP-dependent chromatin remodeler activity. NCBI's taxonomy places the organism in Eukaryota, Viridiplantae, Streptophyta, Magnoliopsida, Caryophyllales, Amaranthaceae.